GAAUAUAAAAUCUUUCCAUGCUUGGUCAUUCAAAAGUCAAUAUAAUAAACAAAUUCCCUUAAGUUUACCAUUUCCCAAUUUUAGAAUAUUUUAUAUUGUUUUUCUUUAAAUGAAACUAAUAAUGCAUAGACAAUUAGACAUUUGUGAUUUGUCAAUCGUCAUUUUUUUUUUGAAAAUAAAAAUGAUUAAUUCCUAUACACCAAAAUCUCUCAGAGUUGUCAACAAAUAAAAUAAAAAUGAUUAAUUCCCAUAUUUGCAAGAACAAGAAGUAGCAAGAAAGCAACAUGACUCACCUUAAAAAAAAAAAAAAAAGCUACGUGACAAUUGACGCAGAUUGCGUCACCCCCUUUCAUAUUCUUCCCACUAAAUUUUUUUGGUGUUUAGAGAACCACAAGCAAAGGUGAUGAGAAUCGAUCCCAUCAUCUCUUGGAAUCAAAAGGGGAGUUCUUUCAACUUGAACUAUCCUUCACUCUCGUAUUCUUCCCACUGUAUAAAGCAAAGUAAAAUCAUAAAUCUCAUUCAUCUUCUAUCCAUAAAUAAAUGUGGCUUUCCUGUUCGACUGUUUGUAUUUGAUAACCCCUUCUAUCUUUUCAGGCAAAUAAUGGUUUCAAGAAAAAUAUUUUUGUACAUAUUAUUCUUAUUUUUCUCAAUUUUGCUGUCCACAAAAAGUAGUUCAACACAACCUCUUGUUCCAGGGCUUUAUAUAUUUGGUGAUUCAACAUUGGAUAAUGGGAAUAAUAAUUUAUUGCCUACAUUGGCUAAGGCUAAUUAUUUCCCAUAUGGUCUCGAUUUUCCUGGAAGUUUACCAACGGGAAGAUUUACUAAUGGAAAAACCGUUGCCGAUUUUAUAGCUGACUACCUUGGAGUGCCGUAUCCUCCUCCACGAGUUAGCGUAUUCCAGCCAAUGUCGUAUUUGGGGUAUAACUACGCCUCUGGGUCUUGCGGAAUUCUUCCUGAAACAGGAAAGUUUAUUGGUGAAUGCUUGAAUUUAGAUGAACAAAUGAAAAUGUUCAAAGAGACAGUUGAAAAACAGUUGUCCUCAAAAUAUAAAAACUCAGUCGAGCUUUCCCAACACAUGGCCAAGUCUAUUUUCAUUUUCUCAGUGGGAAAUAAUGAUUACAUCAAUACUUAUUUUGGUCCUGUUCAGACAAGGAAACAAUAUAAUCCUCAACAAUUUGCACAACUCCUCGUUGAUACACUAUCACUAAAAUUACAGAAACUCUAUAAUUUCAGAGCAAGGAAGAUUCUGGUGUUCGAACUAGGUCCAAUUGGUUGCAUUCCAUCGAUUGUUAAGAGUUCAAAACUAAAUGGAAAAUGCGAUGAAAUUAAAAAUGAAAUCGUGAAUAUGUUCAACACUCAACUUGGAUUAUUGCUCAAGAAUUUAACUACUACUCUCCAAGACUCACAUUUUAUUUUAGGGAAAGCACAUGGACUAGGAUAUGAUGCUGUCAUCAAUCCCACAAAAUAUGGGUUAAGAGAUAGUAGCAAUCCGUGUUGCAAUGCAUGGGGAAAUGGUACAUUCUCGUGCAUACCAGUGGAAGCACCAUGCUUAGCACCCGACGAACACUACUUUUGGGAUGGCUAUCAUCUAACUCAAGCAACAUAUUCUGUUAUUGCAUCUCAAUGUAUUAGUGGUUCUGAUGUUUGUCUUCCUAUGAAUAUCCAGCAGCUUGUUCAAGUUUAAGAUACAAUUUAUGGCUUAAUUAGCGAGUUAUAAUUGGACAAAUAGGUCAAAUUAUUGAUAGAUAUUAAAUUAGCACAUUUUCUAUGAUUAUAAAUCAAGGAAAU
Messenger RNA from Chenopodium quinoa (quinoa), 1788 nucleotides. RefSeq names its product GDSL esterase/lipase 7-like. NCBI's taxonomy places the organism in Eukaryota, Viridiplantae, Streptophyta, Magnoliopsida, Caryophyllales, Amaranthaceae. The record is from RefSeq and is a predicted model, not a curated record. The coding region runs from base 404 to 1684 and encodes 426 amino acids. Gene Ontology annotation, molecular function: hydrolase activity, acting on ester bonds. The transcript has 5 exons.